Acanthoscelides obtectus is the source of this 312-nucleotide messenger RNA. NCBI's taxonomy places the organism in Eukaryota, Metazoa, Arthropoda, Insecta, Coleoptera, Chrysomelidae. The record is from the annotation of a GenBank genome assembly.
AUGGUUAUUGUUCAUGACUUCAAUAGAAAACAGUAUUCAGUGGCAGGCGACUGUCGUAAAAAGUCUAAAAAGCUGAAGAUAUCUUUUUAUAGGCUUAAAGAAACAUUCUUUAAUCAAUAUAAAAAUGAGCAAAAGGAGAGAAUGAAAGAAAGUCUGACUGUACAGUGUCCCACUACAGAUGUUAAGGAUCUGGUUAGUAAUUUCACCCUGAUCUUCCAUAGGGAUGUUAAGGAUCUGGUUAGUAAUUUCACCCUGAUCUUCCAUAGGGUAAGUCCGGGAGAGAUCGACCACAUUUUGGAAAACAUAUUGUAA